This is a messenger RNA of Ruditapes philippinarum (Manila clam), 1380 nucleotides long. RefSeq lists its product as uncharacterized. Gene Ontology annotation, biological process: mannosyl-inositol phosphorylceramide biosynthetic process. Gene Ontology annotation, molecular function: mannosyltransferase activity. NCBI's taxonomy places the organism in Eukaryota, Metazoa, Mollusca, Bivalvia, Venerida, Veneridae. The transcript is spliced from 2 exons. The coding region runs from base 200 to 1318 and encodes 372 amino acids. The record is from RefSeq and is a predicted model, not a curated record.
AUAGAAUAACACGACACAAUACGAACACACAUUAUUCUUAUAGAACAGUGUAAACACGAGAUACAAAACUAGUUAUACAUCGAUAAAUAGUAGUCCGUAUAGAACAUUACCAUUUUAGAGUGUACGGGGCUACUAAAUAUCUUAUGUCGGACAGAGUUAAAUAAUGUUUAUAAGUGAGAUGAAUUAACGCUUGGAUAUCAUGACAAUUCCAAACAAAUUAAGGGCUGCCAGACGACGACUUCUCGGCGUGAAUAAAAAGAAAAUCGCCGGGAUAUGCUUAUUGUGUUAUCUGCUAUAUAAAAUGACGAUCCUCCGAAUCUAUUCAAUUCCACUGCCUAUGUCGGUAAACAUUGACGAUUACCAACCCUUCGAACCUGAGAUAACCGCGGACUUUCCAACUGAUGGUAGAAAAACGCCUCGGAUCCCUCAUAUAAUUCACCAGACGUAUAAGACUGAACUCAUUCCCCUGCAUUACAAAGACAUGGUAAUGUCGUUUCACAAGUUUAAUCCAAAGUGGGAUUUUUACCUCUGGACGGAUGCUUCUUCAAGAAAACUUGUUGCUGAGAAAUAUCCACAUUUAUUGAAUGUUUGGGAUUCUUACCCGUUAAAUAUACACAGAGCCGAUGCUAUACGAUAUAUUGCGUUAUAUGAGUAUGGUGGAAUUUACGCGGAUUUGGACAUUGAAUGCUUAAGACCACUUGCUGCGUUGACGAAAAAAUAUGCUUGCAUUUUCCCAACCGAGCCGUUCGAAUUCAUCUCAAUACAUAACGACCUUCCAUACCAGAUCAACAAUGCAUUCAUGCUUUGCAGAAAGGGGCAUCCUUUUUUAAAACAGUUGAUUGAAAGUCUGCCUGCGUACCGAAUGAUUCCAAAGAUUAUUGAAAGAACAGGCCCAAUAUUUGUUACAAGCCAGUUUGUUUUAUACAAUAGAAUAUUCACGUAUUAUGGUCCUUCGCAAAAGAAGAACGCAACUGAAAGUAAUUCGCCGUAUUUUUACAAAGGUGAACUGCCGGAAACGCAUGAAAAUGCCGUGUAUGUACCGAACUCCAAAUACUUCUUUUAUGCUAUUAAUGACAAUAAUAAUCGAUUGUUUUGGAUGCAUUAUAAAUGUUAUUCUAAGUUUUUGGAUUUAGGUUAUAAUCAACAACGAGGUUGUAUAGAACUAAAAAAGCGGGAUAGUCGAGGAGGACCUAAUAAAUAUGCCUUUGUAGAACAUCUGUGGUAUCAGGUAUAUAAACAUGUUUGGAAAGGCUGGUUUAAUAGUUUAGAUCGACAAUUUAAUUUGUCAGAUGAAAUUAAAAAGUUAAUUAUAUAUUAAAUUUAAAUUACAUGUUUGUUUCGUUUAAGGGUGGUGCUUACAAUAAAAAUGUUAUGAAUACA